AUGUCCCAAUGCUCUUCAACAUUUAGAAGGAAGGAAACGAUAUAUGACGAAACAGCAUAUUCUAAUGGAUGUUCGAUUGGACAUUUAUGGAGUGCAUUCACGUUUAGUUCAGUACAGCCAAUGAUUAAGAAGGUUUUUUCUAAAGGAUUUUUAGAAUUGAAUGAAUUGACCAAGAUGCAGCCAUCAUGGGGAUUUAGAUCAAGCUCGAAACCCUUUGAAAAGUUUAUUGAAACAUUUGAGAAUUCAGCUGAAAUUUCCACAUGGAAAUGUGCUUGGUUUUUUGUCAAGUUGUACUUUUUACAGAUUGCUUGGGCAUUUGUAUUGAAAUUGAUAUUGAUUGGUUCAGAAGUUGCAAGAUUAUUCAUUUUGAACAUUAUUUUGAUAUAUUGUGAAAGUACACUUUCCAAUAAUGACUUGAAUAUUGAAUCAGUUUCAUAUAUUGUUGGUUUUUGUAUAAUCCUAUUUAUUUGUAAGGUUGUGAAAACAUUCUGUGCAGAUCACGGCCUAUUCAUUGCUCAAGAAAUUGGAGAGUUUACAAAGAGUUCCCUUUCUAAUGCAAUUUACAACAAGACACUUAAACUAAACUCUAGCUCCAAGCAAGAAUACUCAACUGGAACGGUUAUGAAUAUUGCAACGACUGACACUGAAAAGUUCGAAUGGUUUUACUAUCAUGUUGAAAUUAUCAUUGGAGCUUUUGUUUACAUUUCAGUUUCCAUUUCCUUCUCAAUAUUUCUUCUAGGAAUUUCAGCACUUGUUGGAUUCUCUGCCAUUUUACUUGUGAUUAUUCCAAUUUCUAUUGUUUGUAUGAUUUGGGAGCAGAGAAUGGAAAAGAUUAUAGAGUCGAACCAGGACGAAAGAAGUGAAAUUAUUUCACAAUUAGUUUCUGCUAUGAGAUUUGUCAAAUAUUAUACAAUGGAGAAACUAUUUAAAGACAAGAUUAUGAAUAUUAGAGAAACUGAGAUGAGAAAUAUUAAGAAGGGGUUCAUUUCAGACGCAGGAAUGGAAUGCUUGUGGAAUACUUUUGCUCCUUUCAUUUCAUUUGUCAGUUUCGUCCAUUUUUGUUAUUUCAGCAAUCAAUCUUUGAGUGUUAGUCUUGCAUUCUCCUUCCUUAAUGCUUUGGAAUUGGUAAGAUAUGAAACAAUUCAACUUCCUUCAUCUGCAUUACAAGUUUCAAGAGCAGUAACUGGAUUUAACAGAAUUGUCAAGUUUCUGAGAGCUGAAGAAGUUUCACACCAAAUUGCCCAAGUGGAAAAUGAUGAAAUAAUUACAGAAAUGAAAGAUGCUUCAUUUACUUGGGAUCCUGUUGAUUCUACUGAACCUGUUUCUUGUUUGAAAGGAAUGAAUUUGUCAAUUAGAAAGAGUGAGUUUAUUUGUGUUAUUGGAAAGGUCGGUUCUGGAAAGUCAUCUUUCUUAUCUUCAUUAUUGGGAGAAACUAGACUAAUAGAUGAUGGCUGUUCCACUUUCCAAAAACAAUCUAAACUCAAAUAUGCCUACUGUUCACAAGAUUCUUGGAUUAGAAACCAAACUAUUCGUGAAAAUAUAACUUUUGGUGAAGAAUUUAAUUCGGAAAGAUAUUCCAAAGUAUUACACGCAUGCAAUUUAGAAACUGAUCUUUAUCAAAUCUCAAAAGAAAUUUUAGAUUUGAGUAUGAUUGGUGAAAAUGGUGUCAACUUGUCAGGAGGUCAACAAUUGAGAGUUUCCUUAGCAAGAUGUCUCUAUUCGAACGCAGAUGUUUAUCUAUUGGAUGAUCCUCUCUCAGCAGUUGAUGUUCACACUGCAGAUCAUAUUAUGAAAUUUGGAAUACUUCCACUUUUGGAAGCUGGUAAAACAACAAUUAUGGUCACGAAUCAAAUUCACUUUAUUGACAAAGCAGAGAGAAUUCUUGUAUUUGAAGAUGGAAAAAUCAUUCAGAAUGGAACUUAUCAUGAACUUUAUCAAGAUUCCAAUAAUGUAUUUAGAAAUUUGAUUGAUGAGUUUAGUAAAAAGAAGGAAGAAGUCGAAGAAGAUUUAUUCGAAACUGAACAAGAAGAAAUCAAGCCAACUCUUCAACUACUUCCAAAUGAUGACGAAUCAUUGGAGAAAUUCACAUCCAUAGAAGAAGAACAACGAGUGAAGGGAACAGUUUGGGAAAAUUACAAAACUCUUCUCAAGUUUGCUGUUGGUUAUAACAAGCCAAUAUUUGUAGUUAUUUGCAUUCUUGGAAUUAUAUUCAAAAUUCUUGAUGUUGUUCAUCAAUAUGUCCUUACCAAAUGGUCAACUGAUGAGAAAUAUGAAAAUUUCACUUUAAUUUUCUAUUUAAUGACUUAUUUAGGAAGUGCUAUUCUUUAUGUAUGCGUAGAUGUGAUGGGUAAUUUCCUUGCUCUAUCCCAUUAUUUGAAUACUGCAAAGAAACUUCAUGAAAAACUCAUGAACAGUAUUGUUAAUUCUUGUAUUACCUUUUUUGAUAAUACACCAGUGGGUAGAAUUAUUGCAAGAUUUACCAGAGAUACUAAUCAAAUUGAUAGUGAGUUGAAUUCAUUGUUGAGAGAGUUUGUUCCAGUUCUCAUGUUUUGGAUUUUUGGCCUAGUUACCAUUUUAAUACUUUCUCCAUUUUCCAUAUUUAUUUUAGUUAUUUUAUUCCCAAUAAUCUUGUAUUAUCAAAGUUACUUUAGAGUUACAUUGAGAGAAUUGUCAACAUUGUCUGGAAUUUAUUCAUCUCCACUCAGUUCUCAAAUAUCCGAAACUCUUAAUGGCCUUCAAACCAUUCGUGCAUUUGGAAAGGAAGAAUUAAUGAAAGAUUUAUUCGAAUUUAAGGCAGAUAACCACGUACACGUGAGAUAUAAUAUUCAGUGCAUGUACAAAUACUUUGAUAUUCGAAAUGAAAUAUUGGGUGGUCUUGCCGUUUCGGUUAUUAUCAUGUCAAGUGUUUUAGCAUCUGGAGGUCCACUUGUUGGAAUGAUUAUUCUACAAGCUACUUCAAACUUUGAUGUUUUAUAUUACUUGUCUUAUUUAUUGGUAUUGAUAGAAAAUGGUUUAGUUUCCAUUCAAAGAAUUGACCAAUAUUCAAAUUUGGAAAGUGAAAAAUAUGAACCUGAGGGAGUAGGUGAAAAAGUUGAAAGCUUUGCGAGUGAGGGAAACAUUAAUUUCAACAAUGUAUUAAUGAGGUACAAGAGUUUAGAGUCGAAUAAUCAAGUGACUAACAAAUUAGUUCUUAAAGGAAUUAAUUUAACUAUUAAGGAAAAGGAAAGAAUUGCUGUUUGUGGAAGGACAGGUUGUGGAAAAUCAAGUUUAAUCCAAUCUCUAUUCAGAAUGCAAGAAAUUGAAUCAGAAUCUUCCAUUUUGGUAGAUGGAAUUGAUAUUAGAAAUGUUCCUUUAGAAACUUUGAGAAGUGCCUUGUGUAUCAUUCCUCAACAGCCAACACUCUUUAAAGGAACAUUAAGAGAUAAUCUUGAUGGAUAUUCACAAUUUACAGAUCGGGAGCUUUGGAAUGCAUUGGAAAAGGUUGGAAUGAAAGAUAAAUUAUUCCAACUUUCGAAUGAAGAAAGUGAUGAGAUUCAACCUCGAGCAACAGGAUUAGGAAUGGAAAUAUCAGAAAAUGGAGAAAACAUCUCAGCAGGUACAAGACAAUUACUCUGUCUUGCCAGAGCACUUAUUCGAAACUGUAAAAUUCUCGUAUUGGACGAAGCCACAGCUCUCUGCGAUUUGGAAACUGACAAACUAAUCCAACAAGUCUUGAGAAAUGAAUUCUCCCAGAAAUGUACUGUCAUUUGUGUUGCCCACCGAUUGGAAACUAUUUUGGAUUAUGAUAAAGUUGUGGUCAUUGAUGAUGGAAUUGUGAAAGAAUUUGCAAGUCCAACACAAUUAUUAAACGAUCACUCAUCCAUGUUCUAUGCAAUGGUUCAAAAACACAACAAGAUUCAACUUGGAUCCUUUCAAUAAACCAAUUUUAUAUAUUUUUAUUCU
Naegleria gruberi is the source of this 3942-nucleotide messenger RNA. Its product is annotated as abc transporter. Bases 1 to 3918 code for a protein of 1305 amino acids. The transcript has a single exon. Gene Ontology annotation, biological process: transmembrane transport. The record is from RefSeq and is a predicted model, not a curated record. NCBI's taxonomy places the organism in Eukaryota, Heterolobosea, Eutetramitea, Acrasida, Naegleriidae. Gene Ontology annotation, cellular component: membrane. Gene Ontology annotation, molecular function: ATP hydrolysis activity; ATP binding; ABC-type transporter activity.